AUGGCGUCCGCGACACGCAGCCCCCCAGGCACCACCACCACCGUGUCCAAGCCCGCCGUGCCCAACCGAACUCUCUAUGUCCGUAAUCUGCCUGACAAACUGGGCAAGGAAGACCUGAAACGCAAUCUCUACAUGCUCUUUGCGACCUAUGGCGUAGUCAUCGACAUAGUGGCCCUCAAGACAAUGAAGAUGCGGGGCCAGGCGCAUGUCGUCUUCCGUGAUGUUGAUUCGUCUACGCAGGCCAUGCGUGCGCUGCAAGGCUUCACAUUCUUUGGCAAAGAAAUGCAAAUCGCCUAUGCAAAGACCAAGUCGGACGCAAUAUCGAAGCUCGAUGGAACCUACAAAUUGCCCGAACCUGAGAAGACUGGAGAGGAGCCGGAAGACAGUGCGGGACAAUCUGCUGGAUUUGGCGCUGCUCCUGCCAAGGCUGUGCCCAUCAAUGCCUCGGACGCCACAAAGGGGCAGAAGAGGACACGGGACGAAGAGGAAGAAGGAGAGGAGGAAGAUGCAGAGAUGGAGAUGGAUGUUAGUGAUUCGGACUCGGAUUGA
Messenger RNA from Plenodomus lingam JN3, 549 nucleotides. RefSeq lists its product as uncharacterized. Gene Ontology annotation, cellular component: nucleus; cytoplasm. The record is from RefSeq and is a predicted model, not a curated record. NCBI's taxonomy places the organism in Eukaryota, Fungi, Ascomycota, Dothideomycetes, Pleosporales, Leptosphaeriaceae. Gene Ontology annotation, molecular function: mRNA binding.